This is a messenger RNA of Reticulomyxa filosa, 1140 nucleotides long. NCBI's taxonomy places the organism in Eukaryota, Foraminifera, Reticulomyxidae. The record is from the annotation of a GenBank genome assembly.
AUGUAUGCAUUUUACAAGAAUGUUUCCGAUCAUGAAGGAAAAACAACGAUUAUCACUUCCAACAUACAUACUGUCACUACUGGAGCGAAACAGGGAGGACAUGAAUAUUAUGCAGAAGAGACUUGCACUCAAUACAAAAAAUUUUCAUAUCUAGACCAGAAAAAUUUCAACAAUCAGGAUAUGAAACAUGCUGGGUACAAAUAUCAUAAAACACAAGCAAUCUUUCAAAAUGAAGAUAAUCAAAUAAGAAAUAACAAUAAUUUAUCAUUUCAUUUGGAUGAGUUCCAAAAAGAAAUAGAUGCAGCCAGUAAAAUUACAAAACAUAUUAUAAUAGGCGGUGAUUGGAAUGCACACCAUCCUGCAUGGUUAGACAAAGACAUUGACGACGUUGGAGAGACAAUCUUACAAUUUAUCAUUUCAAAUAAUUUACAUAUACUAAACACUUAUCCAUAUGAUAAAACAUUUUAUAAAAAUGGCUCAUCGUCAAGCAUCGACAUAUCACUAUGUUCAGCAUCCCUCAUCCAAUAUUGCAAUAACUGGAGAACAGAUCAAAAUGAAUUGGAUGUCGAAUCAGAUCAUUUACCUAUUACUUUUAAUAUUGCAACGAAAUGGACGUCCAUGCAUAUAAAGAGGCAAUACAUAGAAUCAUGGAAUUUACGUAGUAAUAAUUGGGAAAUGUACACCAAACAAUUGGAGAAAAAUCUACAAAUAUGGAAAACAACAAUAUGUACAACAGAUCAAAAUGAAAAUGCACUCGACAGUGCAGUAAAUAAUUGGACAAAUUGUGUAAUUCAAACUGGAAAAGAUACAAUAGGAAUGAAAAUGAUAUGGAAGGGGAAUAAACCAUGGUGGAGUAAUGCUCUACAAAGACAAAGGAAAAAGGUACAUAGAUUAAAAAGAAAAUUUAGGAAAUAUAAUAAUGAGACAAAUUACAAAAGGCACAAGGAUGAAGCCAAAGCACUUAAAAGAAAUUUAAGAAGAGAAAAGCAAGAAUUUUUAACAAAAAAUAUUGAAUUAUUAACUAAAAAUAAUAUGAAGCAAUUAUUUGCAAAAUUUAGGUCCAUGAAUUACAAUAAAAUUUCACUUAUACCAACGCUGACAAAACCAGCAACUGAAAAAGAACAAUCAAUAAGUGCUUAG